Rhizopus microsporus ATCC 52813 is the source of this 1388-nucleotide messenger RNA. Its product is annotated as succinyl-CoA ligase subunit alpha, mitochondrial-like protein. The transcript is spliced from 6 exons. Gene Ontology annotation, biological process: tricarboxylic acid cycle. Bases 156 to 1151 code for a protein of 331 amino acids. The record is from RefSeq and is a predicted model, not a curated record. Lineage: Eukaryota; Fungi; Mucoromycota; Mucoromycetes; Mucorales; Rhizopodaceae. Gene Ontology annotation, molecular function: succinate-CoA ligase (GDP-forming) activity; succinate-CoA ligase (ADP-forming) activity. Gene Ontology annotation, cellular component: mitochondrion; succinate-CoA ligase complex (ADP-forming).
CAACAAGUUCAAUGGGAGAAAAAAAUCUAGCCCGGAUUCUCCCGAAGUAAUGAACGGUCACUCGCACCUCCAAUUUUCCCUUAGUCAACAACAAGACUAGGUAAAAAAUUUUAAUAAAAAUCUUUUUUCUCCUCCUGAAGCUUUUGCUCAUCAAGAUGUUCUCUUCUACUGCUACCAAAUUCUUACGUUCAACUGCUCAAGUUGCUCGUCGUGCCUAUACCAACAACGGUGGUUACGAGUCUACCUACAAGAACUUGAUGAUCAAUGCUGAAACAAAGGUUAUCUGUCAAGGUUUCACUGGUAAACAGGGUACUUUCCACUCUCAACAAGCUAUUGAAUAUGGUACCAACAUGGUCGGUGGUGUCUCUCCCAAAAAGGCAGGUCAAACUCAUCUUGGUCUCCCUGUCUUUGGUACUGUUCGUGAAGCUGCUGAAGCUACCAAGGCUGAUGCCAGUGUUAUCUAUGUUCCUCCUCCUGGCGCUGCUCAAGCCAUCUUGGAAGCUGUUGAAGCUGAAAUUCCUCUUGUUGUUGCCAUUACCGAAGGUAUUCCUCAACACGACAUGGUUCGUGUCAAGCAAGCCUUGAUGACUCAAAGCAAGACCCGUUUGGUUGGUCCCAACUGUCCUGGUAUGAUCUCUGCUGAACAAUGUAAGAUUGGUAUCAUGCCCGGCAGUAUCUUGAAGCGUGGCAAGAUCGGUAUUGUAUCUCGUUCAGGUACUUUGACUUAUGAAGCUGUCCAACAGACCACUGAUGUUGGCCUCGGUCAAACCUUGUGUGUUGGUAUCGGUGGUGAUCCUUUAAACGGAACCAACUUCAUUGACUGUCUUAAGGUGUUCUUGGAAGAUAAGGAAACUGAAGGUAUCAUCAUGAUUGGUGAAAUUGGUGGUACUGCCGAAGAAGAAGCUGCCGAUUUCUUGAAACAAUACAACUUGUCCAGAGAUACUCCUAAGCCUGUUGUUUCCUUCAUUGCUGGUUUGACCGCUCCUCCUGGUCGUCGUAUGGGUCACGCUGGUGCCAUUAUUUCUGGUGGUAAGGGUGGUGCUCAAGACAAGAUCAAGGCUUUGGAAAAUGCUGGUGUUCAUGUUACUCCCUCUCCUGCCAAGUUGGGUACUACUUUGCUCAAGGCCAUGCAAGAUGCUGGUUUGGCUUAGAUCACUUUUUUGAGAUAGUAUAAAAAUAUUUAUUUAUUCUUUUUUUGUUUUGAAAGAAAAAAAAAAAAUCUGUUCUUUUAAUGCGUGUAGUAAAGCUUACAUUAGAUUAAAAUAUCAAUUUAUAAUUAUUAAAUGUCACAUAAAAAGGAUGAGCUGUGUGUGAAAGGAGAAACAGACAAGCUUGGGCCAAGCCACCGACUUAUUGCCCACAAAAAAUUUUUUGCAGCAAAGUUAUAC